UAAGAAGAGAUCGGUGCGCACUGCGCCUGUCGAUAGUAUUUUGUCUAGUUGCGUCAUGGAGGAAUACGCGAGGGAGCCGUGCCCAUGGCGCAUUGUGGACGACUGUGGGGGUGCCUUCGCCAUGGGGGUCAUUGGUGGCGGGCUCUUCCAGGCAGUUAAAGGCUUUAGGAAUGCUCCAAGUGGCAUCUCACGCCGCAUGACUGGCAGUUUGGUGGCUGUGAAGCAGCGCGCCCCCAUCGUUGGCGGACAGUUUGCCGUGUGGGGGGGACUCUUCUCUACCAUAGAUUGCUCACUGGUGUACCUGCGGAAGAAGGAGGACCCGUGGAACUCUAUCAUCUCAGGCGCGGCAACAGGUGGCAUCUUGGCAGCAAGAAGUGGUGUUGCAGCGAUGACGGGCAGUGCAGUGAUUGGUGGCAUGCUGCUCGCCAUGAUUGAGGGUGUUGGCAUCCUACUGACACGCUUUACGUCUGACCAGUUCAAGCCACAGGCCCCUGGGGAGAUGUCUGACCCCUCGGUGCUGGGGCCUUCAGUAGUUCUAAAUCCUGAGGCAAACUAUCAGUAGCCAGUUUAAUUUUUGUUAUUAGAUAUCAGCUUAUUGUCCUGAAAGGAAAGUGGGCACACAGAUUUUAUGACAUAAUUUCUGAAACGUGUUUUGUAUGAUAUUAUGGUGUGCUGUUAUAUGUUUAUCCCUAGAACCAUUUAUACAAGCAUGCACUUCUAUCAAAUUUAAAUGCUGAAAGAAACAUAACUAAUAAUAUUGCUCUGGUUUCAUCAGAAACAUUAUCUUCACACAGUCAGUCAGGUAGGUCAGGGCACCAGGAUAGCACCAAGUUCAAGCUCAGGGGUUGGAGGUGGAUGCUCUUGUAGGUAUGAACCAGCCAUGAGCACAGCUUCCUUUCCUUGCCUUGCCCAGGGGUUGGAGGAGAACAGAUCACUACUUUUUGUGUGUGUCAGGGGAGUACAGUGGAUAGCCUGGGCUCUGCUAAAGAACCACAGUACGAGUGUUAGUCUGCAGCACGGACAGGUUACAAAAUUGUGUUAAAGGUGAACAUGACAAAACUAAAGAACAUGAUUUUUGAUAGAAGUGUGUGGUGGCAUAUGUGAGUUUAUAAGGAAUUUGAAUAGAGGAGAAGCAAACAUACAAAUCAAUCCAGCUUUGUUCAGGAAAAUACAUCAGUUCAAGAAGUCUCUCCAAUAUAGAACUGUUCGGGCUUUAUAUAUGUAUGUUUAUAUUAGAAACUGGAGUAUUGCAUCAGAAUCCUCAGCAUCAUUAUUCUGUUAGGUAUGCAUCAGAUGUGUUCCUGUAACAAUGGUGUACCAAACAGUGAGGCCCCAGGAUGGAAAACAAAUGGAGCUGCUGAAGCAAACAAGCCACCCAGUGCACAACACAUCUGCUUUCAGAACCACAGAAACACUAGAUUGAUGCUGUGUAGUCCAUUGCUGUCUCAUCUACAAGCACUCAUUCAGUAUCUGAGAGCUUGGGUGAAGAGAAUAUAUUAGGAUGUAACUUUUUAAACCUUCACAUUUACAAGAUGCAACACUCCCUGAUUGCCUCGCUGGCUCACUUGAGGUGGGGACUGGUACCUCAUGUACAGGAUGAAGGACACCUGUAUUAAAGGGGAAGAGGAGUACAAAGCCGACACUUUUUUCACUCGGCUCUAAAUCCAAUACAGGCGUUAAACAUUACCAACCUCUCAGGGAAUGUGAUGAUGCAACCGAUCUCCCUUUGCAGCAUCCCCUGAGGAGGAUGACAAUGUACAGUGUUAAUUCUGUAAAUAUGAGUGUGUGAGGGAAUGUAUGGAAGAAUUGUAUGUAUCAUGCUCGCUCUGUAGCUGAUGUGUAUGCCAUUAAUAUAUCUACAUAAGUCGUUUUUUA
Molecule: messenger RNA, 1875 nt
Organism: Scylla paramamosain (green mud crab)
Lineage: Eukaryota; Metazoa; Arthropoda; Malacostraca; Decapoda; Portunidae
Product: mitochondrial import inner membrane translocase subunit Tim17-B-like
Exons: 4
Coding region: 56-562 (168 amino acids)
Biological process (GO): protein import into mitochondrial matrix
Cellular component (GO): TIM23 mitochondrial import inner membrane translocase complex; mitochondrial inner membrane
Molecular function (GO): transmembrane protein transporter activity
Source: RefSeq, a predicted model, not a curated record